UCUGUACCAAUGGCCGUCAGUUUUGUUUGAGAUUGCCAAUAGAAACAACGUUUACCGUUAGUUAGGAUAUUUCGUGCACCGUAGAGGUCAGGGCAGCAAACAAAUUUUCUCAAGAUGACGUUGAACGCUUGAAAACGUCCCAAUUCGUGGGGGAAAAGUUGAAAAAGGCCACAAAAAUCUUAUAAAAACAACGAAGCUCAGUAAAAUUAAAAUUACUUGAUAAAGUGAGAAAAAAAUACAAAAAAAAAAACAGUGAUGGCUCUUCAAUAAAUACAAGCAAAGGACCUGAGCGUGAUAUGUGUGAAAUUGUACGAUACUUACAGAUGUACUUAUUGGAAAGUGCCCGUAUGUUGCAAAAUUACUUACAAUCACAACAACAAAAAGUGGAAAGCGCAAUAAAAGAAAAAAACUGAAAAAAAAACCGAUAAUAAAUCCCCACAACAAUUUCAACAGCAACAGGAAUUGUAUUUAAAUUCAAGAGUGAAAUCAACACAGCAGACGUGAUUUUCAAAUGGAAGACUUAUUUCUGCUGAUAAUAAAGGAGUCUACAGGGACGAAGCACAAUGCGUUGCGACAAACUGCGCAAAUUGCCUAUGAUAAACUAUAUCGCCAACAUGGUAUCCAUCGGGAUCCAGCACAUGAACUACGCUCCGUAUGCUUCACUGCACUACAAAUGGCCCUGGAUACAAAGCGACCAAAGUUCAUCACAAUGGGACUGAACGGAUUGCAUCGUAUUAUAAAAGACGAACGCUUUUACAUCGGCUUAGAACCGGAAGAUGAUUCAGUAUGGCUGCCUGCGCAGUUGUUACGCGCCACAAGUGGUAUUUUUCCCACAACAAGUAACGAGGAUACCGUCAUCAAUGUCCUACGCCUCUUUUUGGCCAUGGCAUGCUCACCGGCGUGCACAUUGAAUGGACGCCUCUUAAUAGAGACGCUUUCUCGUUGUGGCGAGUGUUGGGAAUUGGGCUCCCGUGCCACCAAAGCCGCCUCACUGGCGGCAGCAUCACAAUGUUUGCGUACCUUUUGCGCUUUUCUCAUGGAGGAGGCCGAGGAGGUGAAGAAGACUGCACCACCAGGUCUAAUGACUCAAUCACAGGCGUCGGCUGUUUACAAUGAGGUAAUUCCGGUAAUGCAGUGGUUAUGCAGUCGCUUAGUCGAGCCGACAGCGAGUGGUUCGCCUAAUAAGAAGGUGGAAAACAACUGUUCGUUAUAUUUAACGGAAUGCAUUCUAACAUUGACAUCAGCAUUGCCGCGAAAUGUACACGCAAAUCCGCAUUUUACAUCAUUUUUGUGGCAAAAGUUUUGCCCCACCUUAGCUGCGGCUUUGGGAUCGCCAGGUCGCAUUAACUUGGAUAAAAAAUUUACAUAUAAGGAUGCACUAAAUAUGAUUGAAAACGACGCUCGUGGAUUUUUUACUGGACCCGGCUUGGAUGGUCCACAAGCUCGCUGUGUUUAUUUAACGGGAAUUCAGUUAUUGCGUAUUGCUGGCGCAUAUGGCUCCCUACGUCCCAUGCUAGAGGCACUCUUUCAUCGCAUGCUUUUGUUGCCAGCCCCGCAGAAUCGCACAGAGCCAUUGAAAUGUGUACGCGAGAUUCUUAAAAGUCCGGAGCGUCUGAUUGAUUUAGCGGUUAUUCUAUAUAUUGACAAAAAUACCGGACAAGGAUGCAGUGACGAAAUGGCAUUAUUUCGAUUAAUGGUCGAUGCAAUGGAAGAAUGCGCUUUUGGCGUAAAUACCAGCUCGGGAGUGGAGUCGGGCCUUCAAGCCAGUGUAGAAUGUAUGGUGGCUCUCCUGGAUAGUCUACAAAUUCUUUGCAACGGCGAACUAACCGAGUCGAUGAUUAGCGAUCAGAUUGUGAAUGCAGUGAAUAGCCGUCACGAGACACUCAAAGAUGCUGAUUAUACGGGACCCUUGACUUACCAAUCAAUGGCGCGUCUACCAGCACCAUAUCGUGAUGCGAUUGUCGAGUUUCGUCAAAGCGUCUUCGAAACUUCUUCUGGGUCGGACAGUGACGGUGAGCAUCCGGAACAUGAUGCAGCCUCGAAUGGUUCUGGAGAUACUGAGGGACCCGAAGAGGAGGAACCAUCAACUUCGAGUGAUGAAACAUCGCGUGUGGAAAAUCGUUGGCCCUACACACAUCUAGAAGCGCCCGUUAUCCCCGUACGCACUGAUGUUGAUAAUGAUCGGCAACAUGCCAGAGACUUCGCCAAGGCAUUGCGUAAAGAUUUGGUACCGAAAUUAUUACUAUUACGCUCCUGUAUCGAGGUAGAUGAAGCCAUGCAAGAAUUCGCCUCAGUCGUUUGUCAAGAAAACACAAUGAACUUUUCUGACUUCGAUUACCACCUGACAGCUAUCAAUGCGGAUGGCAUUUACUUGGCUAUCUACUCUUCAUUACUAUUAAGUUUGCAGUUAACAAAGGCUGGGUACUAUGACGAUCCGCAAAAGGAGAUAUUAAUACCCAUGUCCGAACAGCAAUUUGUCACAUCCGUUCAGAAUACUGGAGUUUUAGUAUAUCUCUCAUCGCCGUGGCUCUGCGAACUAUAUCAAUCUGUAUUAGUUUCAAAUGCCAUGGAAGUAAUGAGCAGAGAGGAAAUGGAAGGCACCCACUCACGAAGCGCGCUGGUAGAUAUGCUCUGCGAUGCCGGUGGGUUGGGCCCCACUCAGAUGCUCUCCGAAUGGCAACGAUUGCAGAUGGCAAAUGUAAAACAAGCCGAUGAGCAGGAUAAUAGACGCCGGGAAGCAGCAAAAAAACUCUGUCGUCGGUUAUUGACUUGCUGUUGGGAUUCAAUGGUUAUUGUACUAAGCUCGGGACUAGGGGAUUUAUCCUGCAGUAAUUCAAAUAAAUUAAUGGCCUUAUCAAAGCGUACACUUCGCGUCAAAGCAAAGACAAACAAGUCGAAUGGAGAAGCUUUGUACGCGAUGUGUCUAGACGGCUUACAUGCGGCCGCCACUUUAAGUAACAGCUUGAAUCUGCAACACUUGGCCGGAAAAAUUUUAAGCCUCCUCGCAUCAAACGUUUGCCAGACAAAUGGGCCGAGAAUCUCUGCGAGUCAAGCAAUGUCAAUGGACGUGGUUUUGAAUGGUGGCUUGAAUUUAGGUUCCUAUAGUUCAGAUUGUUGGCAAUCAGUAUUCGCAGUAUGUCGGCAUGUCAGCCAUUUGGAACAUGAAAUUUUUAGCUUACAGAACUCAGCCAUUACCACUUCACCGGGUACGGGACGCCGCGAUAUGGAAACCGGGGAAAAAUUAAACACCGGACAAAGUGAUAAAUUGAACCUAUCAUCGCUUCCCAUAGAUGAUGAUGAAACCUGCGUGGAUGUGUACAGUUUCCUCCAAGCGCCUCUACAAAGCCCUAACACAAAUAUCACAUCUAUUUUGAAAGUGUAUUCGGGCACCAAUGAAACAGUAUUGUUGAGCCAGAGCGACACCUCAAAAGUGCUAUGCGCUCUAUCGCACCAAGCUGAAAACCUAUUCUCCGAUGCUGCUGAGCGCUUAAGCCUCCCAUCACUGUGUCAGUUUCUAAAGAAUCUUUGUAAAGCGUCGCGAGAACAGCUCUAUAAAAGCACAGCAACACGUAAAGGCAGCCGAGUUUGGUGGCCAAGCAAAGGUUGGAAGAAAGUCGACAGUCUUCCAAUGUCUCUGUUGUUACAUCGCAUAGGAGAUGUUACUUUGAAGGUAUUUAAAAGUUCCAGACCUCUUCUACAUAUACUAAAGGUUUGGGCGAUUACUGGGCCACAUCUAAUGGACGCUUCCUGUCACCGAGAUCGGGUUAUAUCUAAACGGGCAAUCGAAUAUAUUCAUGACAUAAUUACGGCGCUGCUUGUAGAACAGUCAGAGUUACCGCAUUUCCACUUCAAUGAGGCUUUACUGAAGCCAUUUGAGAACCUCCUGAGUAUGGAUACGUGUGAUGUUGAUGUACAGGACCAAAUCGUUGCAUGUUUGUACGAAAUUGUUGAAGCACACAGAACUGAGAUCCGCUCAGGUUGGCGUCCAUUAUUUGGAACGCUACGCAACGCCCGCAGUCGCAUGCUUAAUAUGAGCAACAUCAUCGAUAUAUUCAGAGUUUUCCUAGAUUCCGAUAAUACUUUAGUAUUCGCCAAUGCCGGUUUGGAUUGCAUUUUAUGCUUGUUGUCUUAUCUUGAAAUCUCAAGUGGUGGUGCCAGUGGUAAUACAAACGGCGAAGAGGAGAACAAUUUUCGGCCCACUGAGUUCUUGCACGAAACUCUUCGAUUCCUCGAACGUUGUUCGUCCAUUUUAGGAUUUAUGUAUAGCAUGCCGAAAUGCCCCAACUUUCAUUCAACAUACAAAAUUAAAGGCAUUUCCUAUACACACAUCAUCGAUGCGAAUAUACCGAAUUCAAUGGAGAACUUCACAUAUUUCGGCAACGAUUAUUUACAAACUAAGAACGAACAGCACAUGAUAUCAUAUCGGUCGCUGCACAUUGAUAAGGACACAAUUGUGAAAAUCGACGAAAUGGAUAAGCCAUCCGGUGUGCUAAAAGUUUGGUUCCUUCUACUAGAUGGCCUCACUAAUUCACUGAUUGUUUGUCCAUAUUCACAUCAAGCACCAAUUCUCCAAACGAUUUUCAAACUCUUCAAAAACUUAUUGUGUAGUCCCGGCAUUGACUUCGGAUUUUAUUGCAUCAAUCAUCUGCUGAUACCAAUGAUUCAGGACUGGUUGCGUUACAUCAAUAAAACCGGUGCACCUUGGUCGUUGAUUGAGAAAAACUUCAAACACUGUUGCUGUAUGACCACCGAUUUAGUUGUGGAAUUCAUUGAGAAGUCGGUGAGCGACAUCAAUCGCAGACAAUGUGUAAUGAAGACGCGUGUAACGCAAAUCGUACACACAACACCCAAUACGAACGCCAGUAGUAGUUCGGCUGUUUUUACGAAUACCGACAACUCUUUGUACUCCAAAUUGAAAUUCGUCACUGAACGAGUCGAUGACAACGACAACAUCAAUCAAAAUAGUCAAUACGAUAGUUCGUCAUCGAGUGAGGAGGGCGGCGCUAAUAUAAUUGAUUCGCCAACCAAAAUUUCCGGAUCGGCCACAUUGGCAUUGAAACAAUUGCUCCUUGUGCUAAUAGAAUGUGCCGCACAGGCACAAGAAUCAGUGGCGCGCGUCGGUGUGUCCUGUCUGAAGCACAUAAUCCUCUCCACCGGCAUGCUUUUUAACGAGUCCCAAUGGAUGAUUGCAUGCUCAGCAUUACAUCGGGCCUGCACGGUGACAAUCGCGCCAUUGCGACAAUUGUCCUUUGCCUUCCAUGAGAAGUCGAACAGUUUCUAUGGCGACUGUGCUAAUGUGAAAGUGGCAGCGCGUCGAGAUAGUACUGCAGAUGAAUUGACACGCAUUUACUCACUAGCGCAACAGGUUUUUCUUUCCGAUAACCAACGAGAGCCGGCCACGAAGAUAACCAAUCAUAUGGAUAAACAUUUUGCUGAUGAACGAAGUUAUUCAUUUCUUUUAUACCCAUUGAACAAUGGUUUCAAUUCGAAUCUGGACAAUUUUGUGAUUCGUAUACCGUUUAAGAAUUUGGUAGUUGGUUUAUUAGCGAAUCAGAUGCUCCUGCAAUUAGUUGCGAAACUUUUGCUUUCCCGCUUAAAGUGCGUGCCUCAAGCGGUAUCCACCUGUAUCUUCGACAAUUAUGCAACGUCGACAACAAGUCACGACUAUGAUUUGGACUUCCGCUCCAAAGAAAUACUAUUGCGUUGUGUGAAACAAUAUUUGACGAGCUCGUUGGAGUUCGACUCACGUCCGGGGCUCAAAUUUCUUAUGCAAAAGGUUUCCAAUAUUGAGUAUGCAGCAAAUUUAUACAAACAAAUGACAUCAUCGUGGAUGAUUUAUUAUAUCGCUUUAGUGGACUCCUAUUUAAAUGAUAUUGUGGUUUAUAAUUUGGGCCCAGAGGAUUUGAAAUUUAUACUGGAAUCCUGUUCACGUCUGAAUACGACAACAGUUAAGAAGAAGGAGAACUUUGUUCGGUAUUUAUUUUGUUUACAAGAUGCGUGGAAUCUCGUUUCGGAAUUGUAUUUAAAUAAUUCGGCAAUACAUGAUAUUGAGAAUGGUAAAGUGCGCACGGCGGAAGCCAAUGAUAAGCGCCUAACGCAAAAACUUAUUAAUACAAAAUCAAUGCGUAUAUCUAUAAAUACAAACAACGUAGACAACACCAGCACUUCAAGUCACUCAGAGACGACGACCGAUGCAUCACCCAAUAAGAGUAUUCAACUGGAAGAGGAAAAUGUCACAAUGACAACGCUGAUCAGUGAAUUUCAGCCGAAAAGUCGUAACAAUCCUUUCGAUACGAAUCGCCCUCAAAAGUCCGACUCAGAGACAAUAUCACCCGAAAUUGAACAACAAAGGGCUUCGAGCAUCCUUAAGGACUCUAAUUAUAAAAAAGCGGCUUUGGCACAACUUGUUGUGGCGUCAAUGGAGCUGCUGCAUUCUUUACCUGGCGAGGCUGAGGAAAAUCUCAAGCUCUUAAUGACACCAACUAUUCGCGAAGCUUUUAGGCUGGUUCAGUUGCAAGGGAAUGAAUUGAAAGUUAAUCAAUUUUAGGCUUUGCUUGUUGAGUUUUAUUUUGAUUUGUAAACGGAAUGGUGCGCGAUCCUCUUCGAAUUCAUUGAUACAUACAUACAUAUAUCAUUGGCAAUGGAAUUGAUACAUCCUUACAUACAUAUUUGCAUAUUUGGAUACAUAUAAACAUAAUAUGUACUAUUGGUAAUAUAUAAAAUAACUGGUGUCCAUAUGUACCUACAUAUGUACAUAUAAUCAUAAGUCAUACAUUGAGACAUUUACAUAUGAAAUAAACUACUAUAUACAUACUCGUACAUAAAUAAAUACUAUUAUCACACUAAGCCUGAAUCCUUUCCUUUUAGCUUCAAUAUUUAUAUUAUAUAUAUAUAUUAUAUACAAAUACAAAAUGUAAGCAUAUACUUUAGGAUGGUGCAAAAGUACACGCGAUAUUUUGAGUUCACAUCCACAAUUUCAUAGAAUACCAAAAGUAAAGCCGGAAAAGUUUAAACAAAUCAAACCGAAUUAAUGUGACCGAAACCGGAACAUUUUUAACACAAACAAUUUUCGGAAAAAUCUUUUAUAUCAAGAAAUAGUAACUUUGAAUUAAAUUAUAACGUUUUUUAAGUAUUUUUUUGAGCUCUUAACUGACGCACUGUGCGAUUAAGGUUUCGAAUUACUAAUUAUUCAAAAGAAAACUGUUCAUACAAAUGUUGUGAAACCCUUGAAUUUCGAUUUUAUUUUUCCAUCGUCGUUUAUAAAACUGAAGAUUAGAUUUUAUGAAUUAAAAUCAAAACCCUUUUUUUUUCGAAAAAGUUUGAAACAACUCCAGGUAAAUUAUUCAUUUAAAAUUAUUCACAGGGCUGGUGAAAAGAAAACCUUUUGGACCACCUUAAUAUGUAUGAAUAAGCCUACAUAUAUAUUUACGUAAUCAUUCGGCCCUCCUUUUUGAAAAAAUUUUGGCAAUACUUACAUACAUAGCAGUUGCUAAAUAUUCAAAAUGAAAUGUAAAUAUUGGUUGCUAUAAUCACCGCCACGCCUACAAUUGAGGAACGGCCCAUCGGUAGAUAAUGCAAAGCAUGACUAAAAAAUUAACUGCAUUUUUUUAUUAAAGAUAUAUAAUUAAUAUUGUUAAUUAUACUUACA
Messenger RNA from Ceratitis capitata (Mediterranean fruit fly), 7648 nucleotides. RefSeq names its product brefeldin A-inhibited guanine nucleotide-exchange protein 3. The transcript has 11 exons. The record is from RefSeq and is a predicted model, not a curated record. NCBI's taxonomy places the organism in Eukaryota, Metazoa, Arthropoda, Insecta, Diptera, Tephritidae. The coding region runs from base 512 to 6547 and encodes 2011 amino acids. Gene Ontology annotation, molecular function: guanyl-nucleotide exchange factor activity. Gene Ontology annotation, biological process: regulation of ARF protein signal transduction.